AUUGGCUGUAGCUCUAAGUGUCUCAUUAUGCGCCUUAUUGUUCCUUUGUUAUGGUGGCUGUAUAAAUAGACCCCAAUGGGCCCAGAGAAUGACAGUUUAGACAGACUGGUCAUCAGACUCAAAAAGCAAAGCGAGACUACUAGGAACACGCACACAUUGAGAAAAACUGCAAAACAUCUGAAAUUUUUUUUUCCUUUUGGUGCCAGUCUUGCUUCAACCAAGAUGGAUUCUGACGCUGGUUCCACCUACAGCCGCUCCUCAUCCCCUGACCUGGUUGUGGAUGACUCAGCUGGGAGCUUCUUCUCAAACAAGAUGUUUCAGACCUACUGCCACGAAAACCGCUCCGACAGAGAGGCCGACCAGAGCGGCGGCGGUAAAGCCCAAACCAGAUCGCAGCUCAGCAAGGAUGAGGUGCAAGACCUGAGACUGAAAGUAAACAGUCGGGAGAGGAAGCGGAUGCACGAUUUGAAUCAGGCCAUGGACGGCUUGAGAGAGGUCAUGCCCUACGCUCACGGCCCGUCGGUCCGCAAGCUUUCAAAAAUCUCCACCUUGCUCCUUGCCCGAAACUACAUCCUCAUGCUGUCCAGCUCAUUGGAGGAGAUGAAGAAGCUGGUGGGGGACGUCUACGGAGCCAACCAGAGUCGCGCCGGCCACCCGUCCAUCAACCCUGCUGCAUCUGCACCUGCCCAUCUCCCCCUGCAUCCUCUGGCCCAGACUCUCCACUCUCUGGUGGGCAGCGCCCAGCACCAUUCAUCCACCCCGGGCACAACAGCAGUUCCAUCUCCACACUCGCCUCCGUCGAGCAGCUUCCUUAGCUUCCACGCUCCGGUCCAGAGUCUUCUGAAGGACCCGCUCCACCUGACCAGCUCCUACAGGCAUUUCCCCGGGAUGCCCUGCCCAUGCUCACUGUGCCAAACUUUGCCCACACCGACCUCUUCGUUGCACAGCUUGGCAAUGAACAAGUAACUGUGCAAGUGACAGCUGGCGUUUCCAUCAAGAUGAAGGAGCAAACGACAUGAAGAUCAACAAAGUGCGGACUUGAUGACCGCACCGGCGCUGCAAUUUGUACAUAAUGUAGAUACAUUUUCCGCCAUGCAAACUGCUGCUAUUUUUUACGACCGGUCUCUUCUGUAUUGCUUUAAGAGAAAUAUUCAAAAUGCACAAGGGAUUUUAUCAAGAGUAGCAAAUAUUGUAAUUUAUCUGAUGAAGAAACAUUGUCAAAACGUCUUUUUGUAGAGGGUUUUUAUUUUCCUAAAUUAAAUUUCUUAUGAUCAUAA
This is a messenger RNA of Syngnathus acus (greater pipefish), 1277 nucleotides long. It is a transcript of the gene olig4, whose product is annotated as oligodendrocyte transcription factor 4. Lineage: Eukaryota; Metazoa; Chordata; Actinopteri; Syngnathiformes; Syngnathidae. The record is from RefSeq and is a predicted model, not a curated record. The transcript has a single exon. Bases 76 to 966 code for a protein of 296 amino acids. Gene Ontology annotation, molecular function: protein dimerization activity.